AGAUUGCAGAGGAACUGAGAGGUAAUACCACUUGAACAUUUUCGUGAAUAAAAUUAUAUUAAACAAAGUGUUUUAAUUUGUCUAUAGAAUUUCGGUCUGGUAAAAUGUGAUUCGGUUGAGUAACAUUGAACCAUUUGUCCAGUAAGUACCAGAAGAACUUUUGAUGCACUGCUCCAGUGGCGGAUUUAGAGGGUGGGGGGGGGGGGGGGGGGGGGGAGGUUCCAACAGUCCUCCCACCUUUCGCCACAAAUUCAAAAAUAAUGCAAGUAAAAACUCACGAUUUCUCACCCAAAAUAGCUGAGUAUUUUGGCUAAAACUUUACUUUAACAACAACAACAACACCCCCCCCCCCCCCCCCCCCCCCCCCCCGGUCGAAAAUCCUAAAUCCGUCACUGAUUUAACAUAGAAGAAAAUGGGAACGGGAUUAAUUAAAGUCAUUUCAUCACAUAGAACAUGUGUCUGAAUUUUCAGCCAAUUUCAGACAUUCAAACUUGCGAUAUUUUAUAACUUACACACAGGAUUCUGUCUUACAAGAACGAAAAUGGGUUCAGAUUAAUCACUUCAAACCAUAUUGAAAGUGUACAAGUGUCAUAAAUGCUCAGAACAGUUGCCAUUAAAUCGGACUGCAUUCCAGUAACGAGGCAGAUGUCAAAUCCUUACAAUGUAUGGGUGCUGGUGCACCAGUCAGGACAAAUUGUGUCUGGAGGUUGUAUCUGUGUUGCGCAAGUUUUUGUGUUGUUUCAAAUUUGGUUCCAAUUUUGUCAUAUAUUAGAAAUAGAUUAUAAUUAUUACUGCUAAGCAAAAAUAUAUGGUAAAAGUAUCACAUCAUGUCAGAUAUCAUUCCCAUUGUGGUAUCAUGUCAUCCAAUCAUCAACAUAUAUUUGAUUUUUCAUGUUUUUGUAUAUCGUAAUUUCUCAUUCCCCAACAGCUGUUUAGUUCCUUUCGUUUUUGUAGUAACUGUUGUUGAUCAUUUUGCAAAUUGUCUUGAUAUUUCAAAGCUGGCAUUUUUGUACUCUACUACUACUUUUGUAAUCGAAAGUAGUAAUCGCUGGGCACAUCUCAUUUUGUUUUAAACAUGCUAUUUUCUAUUAAGGUAAUUCCCCAUACCGCGUCAAAUAACGUUAGAAGUGUUAUUCACAAGUCACGAACGUUAUCACACAUUCAACAAACCCGAUGGCAUUUUGGUGAAUUUUGUAGACCGUAUUAGGACUGAUUGUUUGAAAGCAAACACCAAAAAUUUAGAAUUAAAAACAACAACAUACGAAUCGCAAUAAUACAAACAAGCCAAUUCUAUACAAGACAACGCUCAGGAGAAAAAAUGCUUAAGUUAUAUGAUACAUCGCGAAGUCGUAAACUCUCCAUACACAUUGCGGUAUGACACACAUAUUUAUUUACAAAUAUAGCUUUCGAGGCCCUUCGAAUCCAUAAUAAAUGUGCAUAUACAUGUACAUAUUAUAUCUCUGUUGUGUCUAAUGAUUUCAGGGUGUUGAAUUUAGAUCAUACGCUGACAGAUUUGUCAUAUAUAUAGGCCCCAUCUCUAAGCCAAGGUGUCGUACGUUUGUGUUCUUGUAUGUACAGUAUGGAUCAUGGGUGUUGUAAUGUAAUUUUCCUUUUAAAGAUAAUAUCUAAAACACUUUUCUGGCCGGACAUGACCUUCACUGAUGUUUUCAUUAAAACGUCUCGGAAUGUACCCGGUAGUUACAUAUGUCAUUAACACUCACAACGCAUGGCUCUAUCGUAUCGUAUUAUUAAAAACUACCAGGAACAAAGAAAUACCAAGGGGGCAAGGAAUGCAGAAUUCAUGUGUUUUAAAAUAUUAUGAAUUUCCCAAAAUUUGUAACUUGAGCAUAGGUUAGCAUUCUCUGAAUGAACGUUAAAAAUGUAAAAAUCAUUCUGAUCUACAUCACUUUGUUCCAACUAGAUCUGACGACAUAAUCUUAUUUUUUCAUCUAUUGUGACGUCAUGUCAGUGUUCAUGUGAUGUAGGCUAAGCUCCAUAGUAAAGUUAGGAUUUUUCUAACUUCAAGCCCGAUCCCUAAAGCUUACGGCAAACAAUGAAAGUGGUUUUUAGUUAUUUGAAGCUUUAAUGCUUUAAACUGUUUUUCAAAAACUACCCUGUGAUAUUUCUUGAAAUGGUAAUUUAGUAAUGUAAAUGGUGAAUGAAACAUGUUUGCAGAGAUAGGAAUUUUAGACACCAUUUUCCAAUAUGCGUUUUUUCAAGGUUUUUAACCUAGAGGGGGUCAUUGGGCUCUCAAAUUAUCCGAUACCCUAUCUACUUCUUAGGUCAAAUGAUUGCUGGAGUGUAAAGGUAAAACAUAUUGAAAUGUUUUAAAAAAUCUGAAGGUUUUUGAAAACACAAAUUUCUGGAUGUCAAAAUUUGACUAAUAUACGUGCAUUUUCAUCACCUUGAAACCAAGAGCAUGGUUCAGUAAAAGAAAAAUUAUUGAAAACAGUCAAAUGCAAUACAUUUUCUUUAAUUCAUAUGAAAGAAACAUAUUUCUAUCGUUUAAAUAAAGACAGUGCCUUCAAAUGUAUGUAUAUUAAGACUGCUUGUUUUCAAUCUGACUAAAGUACAGACCUAUAUUAUUAUAUAUAUAAUAAUAUAGGUCUGUACUUUAGUCAGAUUGGCUUGUUUUAAAGUGAUGUGUUCUAUUUUUAGAAGUGGCUGUACUCUGGAAAAGGCCGCUGAACAUAUUUUUCUUCGGGAAUUUGGUCAAUAUACAUCCUCGACAAAAUACAUGCAAAUUUUGAUAGAAAUAUGUAGGUUUUUCAAUAUCAAGAUGUGGUAUGAGGAAUUACCUUAUGCAAUCUAUAAACAAAAACAUGGCACGAGUCUUGUUUACAUAACAAACAAUUGUGAGUGCUGUAUCUCACUUGUGACUCAAAAACUGAUAUUCUAAUUUUGGUUGACCAUUAGAAAUACUUUAAUUAAGCAUUGUAAACAAUAAAAAUGGCAAAAUAAAAUUUUCAGCUCGAUCGUGUCCAUGCCCAUUUAAGUGACAUUGAUCAAGGAAAAUUUUGAGACUAAAUGACGGUCUCACUUUCACAUGGUCUUACAGUUGACUUCAUGAUUAACUACUGACCUGAGGUGAUUUGUAUGAAUUUGGAAUUUUAUCAUUGUGGAUUUUAUAUUAACAUUGGCAUAAAAUUCCCUGUAUUCAAAUGCCACAAACUGACUAAUUAAAUGUAUUAUCUGACUUACAAAUUCAUUUAUAAUGUUAGUUUGUUUUUUGGUGGGUUUUUUUUUUUUUUUUUUCCAUUUUAUUAUUUUUUUUUUUUUACUUAGGGUGGUUAGCCUGGUGCACUGCCCUGGCCUUCCCAUGAAGGCCCGGGCACCAGGCUAAGGGGUGGUAUGAUAUAGACCUCUACUAUGAUUAUUACAUGGUUGUUGUUUUUUUAUUAGGGGGUGGUAUGGUAUAGAGCCCUACUAUUACUGUACUCCCCUAAAUAUUAUCGUACAAACAAAAUUACCGGUCAACCGCAGUUCUCGAGAUCUCUAAAAUUCGGAUCAAAAAUGGCUUUUAAACAAUUACAUAUGAAAUAUAAGCAAUGCUUUUUUAAAAUUCGUAACUUAGGUACUUUUGUCCAUUGUUUUGUGUACUUACACUUUCUUCUUUCACAAUCCAAUAAACUUUUUACUUUCAACUUCGCCGCUCCAGCAUUCGGAAUAUUUUUCACGAAGAUUUUCCGAAAAAUAGUUGACCAAUCACCAAAAGUAACACAAAGCGAGUACGGCCGAUAUGACAAGAUGGCGGAAGACGAAGCAAAGACAGUUGACAUGCCUAAAGAAAUACUGGCACCACCAGAGAAACCCAGAGAGGACAUGAUUUCAACUGCUGUUAAAUUCCUACAAAACCCUAAAGUUAGGACAAGUCCAUUGCAGCAAAGAAAGGCUUUCCUAGAAAGGAAAGGUCUUUCUAAAGAAGAGAUAGAUAUGGCAGUGGCAAGAUCAGGGGUUACAGAGGAGGUAACGCUGGCUGCUCCCAGUGCUCAGAACACAGUCAUCCCAUACAGUUCCUCUGUUCCUGGACCCCAAGUCUAUCAGCAACUGGCACCAUACAGUCGAUGGAGCAGAGUAAGAGAUGUCCUGUCUAUCAUUGCACUGGCUGGAGGACUUUCUUAUGCAGCGUACAGAUUCUACAAGGAAGUGAUUAGGCCAUUGUUAUUUGGAAAAUCAAAAGAAGAGGACAAACUGGAGAAAAUGGAUAGAACCAUCACUGAACUACAGCAAAGCAUCGUCACAACCCUGACCAAGGUGCAGGAGUCCUUAGCAGUGUUACAAGGCAUGGUCACCAAGCAGGAUGAAAACCUUCUGGCCAUAUCUCGUGAAGUGUACAACAAACAGUCAUCAGAGACACUGUCCAGAGUACAGGACUCACAGUUUUCCACAGAAAUCAAGUCAGAACUGACCUCCAUUAAAGGACUGCUCCUGAAUAGGCGCCAGUUUCCACCGACACCAUCUUCGACACCUGUUUUGCCUGCAUGGCAGCUUACUACAAGUUCCCCCGGUAUAACUACCCCAACAAAGACACUAGUGACACCUGGAGGAGAUGGGGAGAUUUCAGAGGAUGCACAUCUGAACAGUAAUGAAAAGGGCAAAUCAGAAGGAGAUCCGAAGCCAGUAGAAAUACAGUACAGUGCCACAAGUUUGGACGACAACUCCUCCCCAGAGAAGGCAUCACAGAACCUAGAAAUGAACUCUACAGAGGACAUUCCUGGGGGUCAAGAGGAGGACGAGGAAGUGGACUAAGUAUGGACAAUCUGUGAUAUACAUGAAGGAUUCAGUGUCAGACAAUUUUAUGGUCCCAUCAUGGUGUUUUGAUUGUGACAAUUUUUUGAUGCAUAUUUAGUUAUUGUUUUAAAUUGUGAGAUUUAAUACUAUAAUGUAAAUAAAUGUUAAUCAUUGAGAAA
Molecule: messenger RNA, 4910 nt
Organism: Ostrea edulis (European flat oyster)
Lineage: Eukaryota; Metazoa; Mollusca; Bivalvia; Ostreida; Ostreidae
Product: peroxisomal membrane protein PEX14-like
Exons: 9
Coding region: 3514-4749 (411 amino acids)
Biological process (GO): protein import into peroxisome matrix, docking
Cellular component (GO): peroxisomal membrane; peroxisomal importomer complex
Molecular function (GO): signaling receptor binding
Source: RefSeq, a predicted model, not a curated record